UUAUACAAAGAUACAUUGUCUAAUUUAGAAUGAAAAAUUAAAAGAGCCUUUGUUUAAUGCUUUUAAAUGCUAAAGUAUUAAGUAGAAAAAUCUUCAAAACGUGGGAAACGUGUCGGUAAUGUUGGAAAUGACACUGGAAUUCUCCGAGAUGUGAGACAAUAGAAUAGACAGUUUUCUAGAUCUAUUCUGUGCUGCCCAUGUCACCUCAUCUAUGUUAGUACUAAUUAUAAAUACAAAAGUAUUAAUUUAAAUAUUAAAAUAUAUUCGGUAAAUAUUAUUUUUUAUACGCAGAUAAAUUAACUUCUUCCCGUAGAAAAACAUCGAAAGAUGUCAUUAUGUUCAUCUCCAUCACAUGGCGCCACCGUUGUCCAUAUAGUAAAAAAUUUAUGUGCAACUCAUGUAGAUAAAUUGCUAGAUUUGCAAAUAUUUAUCUCUGUACAACGAAACUCGAAAUAUUAGUGGUGCUGUUUAAAAUUAAACAUUUCGUUGGAAAUUCUUUCCUUCGGAAUGAUACGCGAGUGGAAUAUGUUAACGCUUAAUUCUUCACUGAUGCGAUUGGAUUUAUGAGGACCUACAAGACCUAAACGGUUACUGUUGCGCAUAUCAAAAGAUACGGUAGAGAAUGGCAGAAGACGAGAGGCAAAUUAGAGCGGCCGCAGAAACCUUGCUGAGUGAAUCUAUAAACUCCCACAGGAGUUUGUACACUCAACAAAAUGUAACGCGAACUCCGGAUAUCAUCCUUAGCGAGGAUCUUAUCGCGGGUGCCAUGCAUAACGGGAGGAUGUCCAACGUCAGACGCUUCUUUUGCCUCUUCGUCACCUUCGACCUCCUGCUUACUUUCCUCAUGUGGCUCAUUUGUACAAUGAUUGCCGGUGAGAGUUUGGAGUCCGCCUUCAUGAAUCAAGUAGUCCAUUAUCACAUAAAAACCUCACUCUUCGACAUAGUGAUGGCAGCGAUUUGCAGGUUUACCGUGUUGUUGCUCUUCUAUGCUCUGCUUCAUUUGGAUCAUUGUAUUAUCGUAGCUUUGACAACUGCCACGACAUGUGCAUUCUUAAUUGCUAAAGUGUUUCUUUUUGAUUGGUCGAUAUGCAACCAACCAGUAUUUCAAGUUCUUCUUAUCCUUACAUCUUUUGUAUUGCCUUGGGUGGAAGCUUGGUUCUUUGAUAUUCGUGUAUUACCUCAGGAAACACAAGCCAGAAGUUGGUUUAGAAAUUUUGCGGAUAAUGAAAGAGAACCGCUCCUCCGAGGAGUUGUUUCGGAAUCACGCCAGUAUACCAGUGAACCUGGUACGUUUUUUACACCUAUGGAUUCACCAGCUCAUUCUGACCACGAGGAUGAAAGUUUUAGAACACCAGGUAAUACUUGGGGCUUAUCAAAAGCAACUGAAGUAUUUCCACCUAAGUCUCUACCAAAACUCACGACAGAGAUGAUACAGGACUAUAAACGAAGAGCAAAUGCAUUAGUGCAAACUUGCCACGAUUUAUUGCAAUCUAAAGAUUGGCAAAUUCAAAAUAUAAUGUCAAAUGGUGAUAUUAUCUUUUAUAUAAACCGUCCUAAGGAAGGCAAAACAUUAAAGAUAGUAGGAACUAUUGAAGCUCCAGCUGGUAUACUCGUAAACAGAUUAUUCGACGAAAUUGAAUUAACACCGUCAUGGAAUAGACUUGUUACAGAAUCGAAAAAGUUACAGGACAUUGAUGAAAAUACAGAUAUUGUUUAUCAAGCCACAAGUGCCCAAGGAGGAGGCAUUAUUGGCGCUCGUGAUUUCGUUAUUUUAAGACAUCGUGUGCAGUACGGUAACUAUUAUAUAAAUAGUGGAAUGUCAGUGCCUUUUACGUCAUUACCAAAUCGCAGUAACGUCGUCAGAGCUGAGAACAAGCUAAGCUGUUGUGCAGCAGAACAAUUACCCAAUGACGAGAGUAAAUGUCGAUUUACGUGGAUAAUUAACACGAAUUUGAAAGGCUGGCUUCCACAAAAAGUUGUAGAUAAAUCAAUGUCUACUGCAUUGGUAGAUUUCAUGUCUUAUGUAAGGAAAUACAUGGAUGAUACGUAAGGAUCAACCGUUUAGUACAUUGUAGGUUUCGAUAUUCGAUCAGAAAACCACGGUCUUUCAUAAUCAUUCUCUGGAUUCACGUGAGUGAAGGAAUUUCGUUUUUUUUUUUAUAGCAUUUUUAACGUUCCGAAAGUAACGUAAUUGUUAAUAAAGUCAAAUAUGAUUUUCCUACAAUGUUUUCCAUAUGCACUAGUACAAACUAAAUGAAAAAUGUAGGAGUAUAUGAAUGUUUGUUUUGUGGAAUUAACAGACUGACAAAAGGACGGUAAAUGACUUUUUUCCAUAUUUCGUAUUUCCUAAUCAGAAAUUCAAGUGAAGAGAUACUUUUUAUAGAUGAAAUAUGUUUAAAAAAAUGAUUGAUGUCUUAUUUUCGAUACAUUUAUACAGGAUGUUAUCGAAGUAGUGGUAUAAGAGGAAAGAAAGUGAUUCUGCGCGAAAAAAGAUAUAGAACAAACAAAUAAUAUAAAAUAAAAAAAUUACGUUUCGUUUUUGAGAAAAUCGAGGUUGAAAAAAUGUCACUUUACAUUUUCGACUUAUUUUUUUAUAUACAUUCACUUCCUUUCGGCUUAUAUCACCAGUUUGGCAACACCCUGUAUCUUAAAUUAAUAGAGAAAUUAUACAUGCGUCUUGAGCAGGCGCCAUGUUUUGUAAUUACUUUUCAAUAUAUUAUGACUUAACUAUUAUAUUACUUAUUUAUAAGUUAUUCAAAAGCGACAUUAUUCAUAACAAAAUCUAAUCUUUUUACUUAUAAAUCGUCUAAAAUAUUGACGAUAUUUAUGACUUUUAACUUUCUGCUUUAUUUGUCUUGAUAAUUCUACUUUGCAUCUGUAAUUUUUAUUUGACUAUGUUGAAUUACGAAUGCAAAUUAUGUCUAAGUAAAAUCACUUUUGUUAUAAGAAUAUUAUUUCGAAAUAUUCAUUUAGUUAAUUACUUUAAAUCUUGAUACUUUUGUUAAAUUGCAGUGUAAAUAUACGAACAUAUACAGAUAUAUAGUGCUUUACACAAAUUCUUAUUUGCCUAUAUAUUUCAUGACGAUUAAUUAUAUUUACAAUACACGUUUAAUCAUGAUUCAUGCAUGAAUGUGGUUGACUAUGUUCAUCUUCAU
Molecule: messenger RNA, 3155 nt
Organism: Bombus terrestris (buff-tailed bumblebee)
Lineage: Eukaryota; Metazoa; Arthropoda; Insecta; Hymenoptera; Apidae
Gene: Start1
Product: steroidogenic acute regulatory protein-like
Exons: 11
Coding region: 623-2050 (475 amino acids)
Molecular function (GO): lipid binding
Source: RefSeq, a predicted model, not a curated record